Paramuricea clavata is the source of this 2814-nucleotide messenger RNA. Lineage: Eukaryota; Metazoa; Cnidaria; Anthozoa; Malacalcyonacea; Plexauridae. The record is from the annotation of a GenBank genome assembly.
GAGCCUCAGAUGACCAGCGGUUCUCAUUUUGGUAUUAGGGCACCAGGCUUUCAACCGUGGCCGACUGAACGACGUGACGCGGGAUGGCCUGGUACUAGUGGCCAACCGCUGGACACUUUGCCUUCAGUACCUCGCGCGAAUGAGCUUCGUAACUUGGCUAUGUUGGGAGAUUCGAAUGGAAAUGGUGCGGGCAUGCGGGUUAAGCCUGAAAUGUCGGGUCAGCAGUCUUUGUAUCAUGCUUUGUCGACGUGGUUGGUCAUUAGGAAUAUAAAUCCGAGGGUAAGUCAUCACAGCUAUAAGGUUUAUAGACCCAUUGCACUGACGCCACAAAUCCUUAGAGUGUCCUCCAGAUGCUCCCUAACAAUAUCUGUUCGGGUACAACAACCACAUACAGCACAAAAAUUAACCAUUUUAAUACAAAAUUAUUAUAAAGUUUUACGAAAUUUAUAUUGUGCGUAGAUUUUGCUAAUUUGUCCUCCAGAUGCAUCGUCACCGGCGCUGUGACGUCAUGUGCAAUGGGUCUGUACUACUACUUGCAAUCUAAACUAAACCUCGCAAGUUCUAAACUGUUUUCCCUAGACGUCCAGAUACGGACUAAUAUCAGUGGCGUAGCUAGUCAUUUCAACUGGUCAUGCUAUGCUAAUAAACCUGCACUAAAAUAGUUUUAAGACAAUAGAUUUCUACAGGGUGUCUAAAAAAAAGUAUACCCUUUGAAAUCAAGCCUUUGUUGGAACUUGAAUGCCUUAUUACUGUACUUAAACACAAUUGAAUCGAAUUUUAUGCAUGUAUGCAAUAAUUUAACACAAUAAAAACUCUUUGCUCUGUGCUCAGUUCAACCAUUUUUGCUCGAGCUAACGGUGUGACUGAUCAAUAAUUUGACCAUUUAACAUUAGAGGCUAUUUUAAAUUCCCAGGAGUAGACAAUUUUGUACCUAACAAGAAUAGAGUUGUUUACCCUGUUUUUGACGUUUCCCUGGCUUCAGCAUAAUGCUCAGGCCUUCAAAUUAGGAAGAGGUUAUUUCGCUGGCCUCAAAGUGACAAAACGUAACAAAGCAGCGGUUUUACUAACACUAACCCGAUUCCGAACACCAACUCUAACCAUAAUUCAACCCUAACCUAGCCCUACUCCAAGUUUGUUUUUAAACCAAUCCUGAAGAAAAAAAUUUUGACGAAAUGUCAUUCUGAGGUCAGCGAAAUAGCUUCUUCCUUCAAAUUAUUACAAUAGGACAAUUUCAAUGGGUACACUUUUUUGAGACACCCUGUAUAGGUUUUAAUAACACAAAUAUUUAAAAAUUUGCAUAGCAUGACCAGUUGCUAUGGGUUGCUUCGCCGCUGACUAAAGGUUUGUUUACACUAUCAAAGUUUCUGUGAUCACAGUAGGAAUUUUGCAUAGGUAAAUUUCAAGUUUUGAAGGAUUUGUAAGAAAUGUUCGAGGAGACUGACUCAGUGUUAAACACCAAGUCAGUUCCAGUAAACAUUUCUUGCAAAUCCUUCAAAAUUUAGAAGUCUUAGAAUUUACCGAAGCAAAAUUCCUAUCGUGAUCACAGAAACUUUGAUAGUGCAGCCAUAAAGAACAUUGGCAAUAAAAAAUAGUUUAGUUCAUUUGAAAGAACUCGUAAAACUAUAUAUUAAACUCUAUUACAGAUUGUUUAUAUCUUGCUUAGUUUUCAAAAUAUUUCGACUGAAAAAAGUGAGCUGUUCGCCAUCUUGGAUUAUUGAGGAUAUGCAUGUUACGUCAAGAGAGGGGGUCACGCUAAUUUUUUAUCUUGAGAGUAAGCUAUCAAUAUGGGUUCAAAACCUUUUUUCUGGUUACUUUUUGAACUUUAGAAAUUAUUAAAAACAUUUCAAACAAUUUUGGAUUGUUACUCGGUCAUUGUAGAGUAUAGUUUUAUAUGGUUAACCCAACUCUUGACGUCAUCAGUCCAAGAUGGCGGACACCUCACUUAUCUAAAUAUUUCGAGAACUAAGCAAGAUAUGACAAAUCGGUAAUAGAGGAACGAACCAGGUUUCAUGGAGCCACUGGGAUGCCAGGAAAUAGUAUUUGGUACAACAAUAUUUAUUUGUAAUAAUAACCCAAAACACACUGAUCCAUUGAAUAACACCAAACAUUUGUAUCCCUUCAAGGUUGACUCCACAGCUCUGCGCUCUCUGUGUCAACAACAUGGUCCAUUACUAACAUUUCAGUUAAAUCUUCGUUAUGGGAAUAGUCUAAUACGCUAUGGAAAUAAAGACGAGGCUGCCAAGGCGCAUGCGAGUUUGAAUGGCUUAGUUUUGGCAGGCUCUCGUUUGACUGCUGAUUUUGCUACGGAUUCAGACAUUGGAAGCUUCUUUGAACAGAAUUCUGAUUGGUCAGCUCCUCAGCCCACAACUUGGGCAAAUGCUCCAACGUCAUUGCCUAAGACUGAGCAGAGCACUCCAUGGCCCGGAUCCAAACCUUUAUUCCCACCCGCGAAUUUCUCAUCGGAGCUUUGGUCCUAUAAUCAGGCGGGCGGGUUGGCAAGUGGAGUUUGGUCGACCCCGCCAACCAGCCGACGGGACGGCGAGCACUCGACGGCAGUCACCGAGAAUGGCAUCACAAGCCCAUCCAUGGUUACGUUUUUGCCCCCAGGCCUUUUGAACAGCGGCGAGUCCACAUGAACUUCAAAUGAAUGAUAUAUCUUUUACCUUUGCUCGUUCGUGACGUCUGUUUGUUUAUGUUAUUUGUUUAUGUUAUUUGUUUAUGUAUGUAAACUAGCACUGAACAAGUGUUAUGCUAAAAUAAUGUCGUCUGUAAAAAACGAGAAACAACAUUCAUUAAAACAGAAUAUCAUAAGUA